Anthostomella pinea is the source of this 1326-nucleotide messenger RNA. Lineage: Eukaryota; Fungi; Ascomycota; Sordariomycetes; Xylariales; Xylariaceae. The record is from the annotation of a GenBank genome assembly.
AUGGCCGACCACGGCUUCCUCAUCCCGCCCUGGUACCAGAGCCAGCGACCCGACCGGGUAAUGUCCAACAUCGCGUCUAUAUUCUGGGGCAUGUCGAUCAGCUGCGGCGUCUUCGCCUUCGCCAAGGCGGCGCGCCAGACCUGGCUCUCGUGGAGGCGCCGACGCGUGCUCAACGUCUACAUCGCGCUCGUCUGGGCCGAGUGGUGGACGAGCGCGUCGAUUUCGGUGCUGUCGUGGCUGUUUCUGCAGGGUAUUCUUCCGCCUAGCUUCUGGACGUUCUUCGCAAUGCAAAUCCUCUGGAUUGUCGAACUCCAAUGCAUCCUCCAAAUCGUCGCAAACCGGCUCUCUCUCCUCUUUGGGCCGCGCUCCAGCCGCGCGCGCAAGCUCAAGCUCGCCAUCUUCUUCGUCAUGACGCUGAUCACGGUGUCCGUGUCCGUCACGUGGAUACCGGCGCGCCUGCAGCUCAACCCGACCGUCGUCGCCGUCAACGACGUCUGGGACCGCGCCACCAAAGGCAUCUUCGCCGCGCUCGACGUUGCGCUCAACGUGGCGUUUUUGCGCAUCUUCUAUCGCCAGCUCAUCUUGGGGGGUCUGAACAAGUACUGGACGCUGUUUCGGGUCAAUGUGGCUAUGAUCUGUCUUGGGUUAUCGUUGGAUGGUGUCCUGAUAGGGGUCAUGUCCCUCUCUUGCCGCGUGGUAUACAUGCAGUUCAAUCCACUCGUUUUCAUGACGAAGCUCAUCAUCGAGCUAAAUCUAGCCGAGAUGAUCGCUGAUAUUGUCUGCUCGUCGAACCCGCUUGCGCCUAGACGAGACCUGGAAGAGGCGACCAUGGUCAGGACAACUCCCGACAGUCAGACCAGUUCUCCAAUUUCGGGCGGUUCUCGUCAUUCGGGUGUUCGCAUGGCACCGCUGGCCAGUGCCAGCAGCGACGCCCAAUUACUUGGUGAACGGGAGAUGGCCGACGGGGACAGGGGUGGGAUCACAGUUCCCGCAAAUCAUGUCUUCCAAGCAGAAUCCCGGCGGCGGAGGGAGAAGAAGAACAACAACAACAACGGCGCCCAGGGCUCGACAACCACCAUGGUUGCAUGCCAGCAUCCAGGCUGUGACCGGAGAUACCAACACUAUAGCUCCAUGGUUCGCCAUAUGCAGAUCAACCAUGAUUUCAAGGGAAACGCCAAAUCUCCCGAGGAAGGUAGCUCUACGGACAAGAAGAAAGACGAUGACAGCGACUCGGGAAAGCCCGAAGACGACGGAAUCAGCAUGCUUACGGCGCUAGAAGCCGUCCAGCUAGCUAUCGCCGACCAGGAACGCAAGAUGAAGAAGUAG